This is a messenger RNA of Miscanthus lutarioriparius, 2100 nucleotides long. The record is from the annotation of a GenBank genome assembly. Lineage: Eukaryota; Viridiplantae; Streptophyta; Magnoliopsida; Poales; Poaceae.
AUGGACGCCAAGCUGAUGGUGGCCACAGGCGGUGGCAAUGUCCAGCAGUUGAAAGAUCUGGUGAACAAGCAGGAAGAAGAUUCGAAGAUGAUGGUUGUGGUGAUGGCCAAGCAGCAGGCUGCUGCUUCAGCGGAGAAGCCUCACCAGGGGAAUAUGGAUCCCCAUCUGCUAGCAUUGGCAUCAUCCGGCUCUUCUGGGGAACUGCAAACCCUCCUCAACGGGGAACACGGUCAAACCUCUGGCAGCAGCGGCACCGACGACGGGAGCUUGCCAAUUCGGCGCGCAUCUGAUGCUGACACAGAAGCAAAUGAGUUGAUCUUGGAAGGGGACACUGCUGAAGGUGACACUGCACUACACGUGGUGGCCGCCUGUGGUCAGGGCGACAAUUUCUGUACCAGGACCAGAGAAGCGAAGCAUCUCCUUCUCCUUGAGCAAAAAAAGGAUAAUCGGCGAGGAUGGUGGCGCUGGUGCCUAACCCGUGAUGAACGCCAUGCGUUGACCACCUAUGGCCAUGGCGAGGAUAGGACCAAGGAACUGCUGCGGAAAGAAAACAAGCACAAGGAGACAGCCUUGCAUGAGGCUGUCCGCGUUGGGAACAAGGACAUAGUCGACCUGCUGAUGGGAAAGGACUCGGAAUUGGCAGGCUUUCCUGAAGGCAUCGGCGCAUCACCUAUGUACCUUGCCAUCGUGCUAAACCAGGGUUUAUUGCAGGACAGACUCUAUGAAAAGAGCCAUGGAAACCUUUCGUUCGCCGGACCAAAUGGACAGAAUGUGUUGCAUGCUGCCGUUCUCCGACAGCGAGAUGAUCUUACAAAGUUGUUAAAAUGGAAUGAAACAUACCUCUGCCCACAAAACAAGGACCUUACCACACAAAGGGAUGAAAAGGGUAGUACGCCUCUUCACUUUGCCGCAGCUAGAAAGAAGCCAUCGAUCAUUUGUCGGCAAGUGUUGGAAGCUAAUCCCGAUGCCCUGUAUCAACCAGACCAUGCCGGAUUUUUUCCCAUACACGUUGCUGCCUCUGUAGGUGCUUUCAGGAACAUCGACAUGUUUGUUAAAAAAUAUCCUGGUAGCGCCGGUCUGUGCGAUGAUAAGGGAAGGACAUUUCUUCACGUCGCUGUCGAGAACAAGGAGGUGAUCGUAAUCAGAAAUGCCUGCCGAAACCUAUCACUAUCAUGGAUUAUGAAUAUGGUAGACAAUGAUGGGAAUACUGCACUUCACCUUGCUCUCGAGGCUGGGAGCUUUAGAAUGUUUUGUUCUCUAUUGGGGAACCCACAAGUAAACUUGAAUUUACUGAACAAAAAAGGGGAGACUCCAUUGGAUAUAGCCCUAUAUAAGCUUCCCAAAGUAGAAUUCUACAAUAUUCAAAGUAUUGAAGCACAAACACGCCUCACACUAAUGCACGUUGGUGCUGUCAUGGGUGUGUGUCGCCUGGAUCACUUCAACGAUAACAUAACUCUCAGAGAAAACGCAGCAUUUGAUGAAUCGGAGGUGCUGAAAGAGUCGACUGGAGCUCUGGGUAUUGGCUCAGUUCUAAUAGCAACCGUGACAUUUGGAGCAACUUUUGCUGUGCCUGGAGGUUACAUAGCUGAUGAUCACACUAACGGAGGCACACCGAUACUUGCUCGAAGGUAUGCUUUCGAUGCAUUCAUCGUGUCCAACACAUUGGCCUUCGUUUUCUCCACGAUUGCUACCGUUUCACUCAUGCGGUCUGGAAGCCCUUUGUCCAACCUUUUGAGCCGCAAAACCAACUUACGCAUUGCGGCCACCUCCAUAUCUACUUCGAUUACAUGCCUGACUGCAGCCUUUGCACUUGCUGCGUAUGUGGUGCUAGCUCCGGUGGCUCCGAGCACUGCACUUUACUUAUUUAUCAUCACUUUUGUCAUACUGCUAUAUAAUCAAUUGGAGUUCAUUUUGGCACGUCUUCUUCUCCUAAAACCCUUACGUACGAGGAAGGGGGUAAUCUGGGCAUUGGCUUAUUCAGCACUUGCUCUGCUAUUACAUCAUUUUCCCUUAAUAAUCAUCUUUGGUUUCCCCGCCUCGUUCCCAAACCAGUCUCCACAAAUAGAAGCACCGGCACAAGCACCAGCACCAUUGGCUUGA